AUCCAUCCAUCCCUCCCUCCCUCCUCUAUCUCCCUCCUCCCUCUCUCUCUCCUCGGCUCUCUGCUGAAUCUUAUUGAUCCAGAAGGUGGCUAAUUAGCCCUUCCCGUCGUGCCUGUGUAAUGAAGCACAUGCGCACUGAAUUAAUCACAGCCAUUUUUUGCAGGAAACUAAUUAGCAGGAAUAAAGAUCCAAAGAGUUUUUUUCUUUUCAAUCAUCAGAUCUCACUUUCACCUCUUCCUCUCUCCCUCUAACACAAGACUCAUCGCCUGCUUUGCAUCCAAAUUAUUUUUAUAUUGCCUUUACAACUAAUAGUCCGUUUUUUACUCUCCGCAACAACAAUGAUCUUUCUUUUACCAUCAUCCUAAACGCAAACUGACCAAAAGGGACUGCCUUGAUGGGAUCUUUAGCCAAAGCGUCUCAAUACUGGAUUAAAAAGCAAGGAUCUCAAAGCGGCAGCCAAACAUUGCCUGGAUGCGAUGAACGCCUCAUGUAGGCAUCAGCAUGGAAAGCUGUGAGUCUCCCGUGGUUUCUGGGACAGACGAUGGGCUUGGCUCCUCCGCCACCUCCCAGCAGCACCAUCCACAACCCUGGAACGAUCAUCCCAACGCAAAGGUUCCACCUUGCAACCAAUCCCCUUCCUUGGAGUCCCUCUCUCUCUCUGCCCCCCAUUCCACCCAGAUCCAGAAUCCCAGCACACACUGCGAGGCUCUGAGAGAGCAGCAGAAGCAAACAUUGUCACAGGCUCCCAGUGAUAACUCCACUUCCAGACAGCUGCACCUCAAAAGAGAGGGGUUAGAGGAGGAAGAGCAAGAGGGAGUAAGCUGUGGAGAAGAGGACGAAGACUUGGAAGACUUGGAUGAAAUGGAGAUUGACAGCUGUUUCCCUAGUCUGCAACCCUUCCCUGGAGUACCUAUGGUGCCAAGUGGAGGGGGAAUGCCCAUGCUCAUGCGGCAACAGCCCUCCCAUCGGAGGGGUGCCACGGAGAGUGGGAGUGAAGAAGGAGAAGAAGAGGAAGAAGAGGAAAGUAGUGAUGUGGAAAACCUGGCUGGAGAGAUAGUCUACCAGCCUGAUGGCUCUGCUUACAUUGUGGAGAGUCUCAGCCAGCUGAUCCAAAGUGAUGGGAGCAUGGAACCAGGCCUGCUCCCCUCAAACUCUCUCACUAGUGGGGGAAAGCCAGGGGAACCUGUGGGAACUUCUUCAGUGUACCCUCAGAUCAUCAACACGUUCCAUAUAGCCUCGUCUUUCGGAAAAUGGUUCGGCUCCUCAGACCAAGGUUUCCCCAAUACCUCAACCCUGACAGGCUUCAGUCCUGUCCUGCACAGUUUCCGCGUCUUUGAUGUGCGGCACAAAAGCAACAAGGAUUACCUGAACAGCGACGGGUCUGCCAAGAAGUCCUGUGUAUCCAAAGAUGUUCCCAACAACGUGGAUUUCUCCAAAUUUGAUGGUCUGGCCCUUUAUGGCAAAGGCAAGCCCAUCCUCAUGUGUUUCCUUUGCAAGUUGUCUUUUGGCUACGCACGCUCCUUUGUCACUCAUGCAGUCCAUGACCAUCGCAUGACUCUAUGUGAGGACGAGCGCAGACUUUUAGGCCACAAGCAUGCAUCGGCCAUUAUACAGGGCAUCGGGAAAGACAAAGAGCCACUCAUUAGCUUCCUAGAACCAAAAAAUAAGAACUCUCCUCCACCACCUACCCUAGUGCCCAUGAACUCAGGCCAGAGCUUCUAUGGCACGUUCAGUGGGGUUCAUUUAGAAGGGGGCAGCAGUAGUGAGGGAGGUGAGAGCCUCCUUAACAAAGACUCUGACUCGGGUCUUCAGCAACAAGCCCUUCUCACACUGGGGGGGCUAGGCAGCCCCAAAGCAUCCUCCCUUACCUCAACCCCAGGCCCAGCCAAAGACUCCAGCACUCUGUCCAAGCCACAGGGUAGGAGAACAGAGGGGUCUGUGGGGAAAGAGGGGACUCAUAGAGGGGAGGAUGGGGAUGCAGAAAUCUGUGAAAGAAAGACUCUGCUUCCUGGUGAGGAGAUGCCCUCAGAUGAAGAGGAUGAGCUUCUUUUAGAAGAAGAGGAUGAAGAGGUAGAGGAUGAAGGCACUGCGGUGGCCUGUAGUGGAAGUAGCAGCAGCAGUGGUAGAUUUGUGGGGGAAUCGGCUGUCUCAAACCAAAGCAUCUCCAAAUCUCCUUUAUUAAUGCCUAGUAGCGCUCUCCAGCCUUCUGCUUGUCUUUCUGCAGCCAGCCCCGCACUUAGCAGCAAAUUCUCUGCUUCCAUGUCCUCUUCAUCUAUCAGAGGAGCAGAGGACGGGAUGGCUGCAGACGGUGGAGGGAGGACUUCAGAACUCCCUCUGAGCUUUAACUGCCAGGGGUCUACAGUACCCAUGGCAAUGGCGGCAGUUGCUGGCAGAGGGGGUGAAGAGGAUGGGGCCGCAUGCUCCACUGCGAGCACGUCCUCCCCUCUUGCCUCUAAUGCUGCUGCUGAGGAAAGUGCCAAUCGAGAUAGUGCCACAGCUCCUGAACCAAAUGAAUGCCCAGCAGAGGGAGAUGAGGACAACGGUGCCCUCCUCCACCACCACCUUCACCACCAUCACCACCACCUACACCCUUCGCCCAAUGCCCACACACACCUCCAUCACACAGCUGCUUGUGACUUGUCAGGAAUAAGUGAAUGCACCCAGAACCAUGGGGCUGGGGGCAGUGGAGGAAGUGGGGUAGAGUGCCCAAAGUGUGAUACUGUCUUAGGCUCUUCUCGCUCAUUGGGUGGCCAUAUGACCAUGAUGCACUCACGAAAUUCGUGUAAGACACUAAAAUGUCCCAAGUGCAACUGGCACUACAAAUACCAGCAGACCUUGGAGGCCCACAUGAAGGAGAAGCACCCUGACUCUGGAGGCUCUUGUGUGUACUGCAGCAGUGGGCAGAGUCAUCCUCGCCUUGCCCGUGGGGAGAGCUACACUUGCGGCUAUAAGCCCUUCCGCUGUGAGGUCUGCAACUAUUCCACUACCACCAAAGGUAACCUAAGCAUCCAUAUGCAGUCUGACAAGCAUCUUAACAACAUGCAGACGUUACAAAACGGAGGAACUAUUCCAACCGCUGGGGAGCAGGUGUUUGGACAUGCGCCAGGUGGGGUGGUGCCUGUUUCUUCAGCUUCACAGCCUGGCAGCCAUCAUCCAAGUCACCACCAUCAUCCAGCCCAGUCCUCUACCCACAUGACAGGACCUUGUGGUGCCCCUUCACCCACAAAACCAAAAAGCAAACCCACUUGGCGAUGUGAGGUGUGCGACUAUGAGACCAAUGUAGCACGUAACCUGCGCAUCCACAUGACAAGCGAGAAACACAUGCACAAUAUGAUGCUGCUUCAGCAGAACAUGUCCCAAAUGCAGCACGGCCGGCUUGGUCUAGGGGCCAUGCCUUCACCAUCAGAGGCUGAGCUAUACCAGUACUACUUGACCCAAAACAUGAGCCUGCCUCCAGGUCUUAAGAUGGACCCCUCUGGAGCUGAUGCCCAAUUCUUGCUUGGAGGGUUUCAUCUCGACCCUAACAUGGCAGCUCUUGCUCCAGCACUAGUUGGGGGGGACAUUGCCAUGGAUGUACGCCUGGGUGGUGGACAGCUGGUCUCGGAGGAGCUGAUGACCUUGGGUGAGAGUCUAUCUCAGACCAGCGACCCCUCCCUCAAACUCUUCCAGUGUGCUGUGUGCAACCGCUUCACUACCGACAACUUGGACGUGCUGGGCCUGCACAUGAGUGCAGAACGGUCACUCCCUGAAGAGGAGUGGAGAGCAGUGGUAGGCGACUCCCACCAAUGCAAGUUGUGCCAUUACACCACGCAGCUCAAGGCCAACUUCCAGCUGCACUGCAAGACUGACAAGCAUGUGCAGAAGUACCAACUGGUGGCACACAUUAAAGAAGGCGGCAAGGGCAAUGAGUGGCGUCUCAAGUGUGUGGCCAUUGGCAACCCUGUACACCUCAAAUGCAAUGCUUGCGACUAUUACACCAACAGCUUGGAAAAACUGAGGAUGCACACGGUCAACUCCCGCCACGAGGCCAGUCUCAAGCUGUACAAGCAUUUGCAGCAGCAUGAAAACGCUGUAGAGGGAGAGUCGUGCUACUACCACUGUGUCCUGUGUAACUACUCUACCAAGGCCAAGUUGAACCUCAUCCAACACGUUCGUUCCAUGAAGCACCAGCGCAGCGAGAGCCUGCGGAAACUGCAGCGCCUGCAGAAGGGCCUGCCUGAGGAAGAGGAGGAGUUGAGCGCCAUCUUCACCAUUCGCAAGUGUCCAUCUGCUGACACAGGAGAGCUGAGUGAGGAUGUGGAGGCUGCCAGUGAGACCACCACAGAUCAGGAGGACCAAACCAAAGACAAAGAGAGUGGGGGGGAGAGGGAGCUCACCAAAGGGACAGCAUCCAACCAGCUGGAGAGGGAUCAGACGGACUCCCCGGUCCCCUCCAAGCGGCCUUCUUCAAGGUCCGAGACAGCAGAAAGCCCCCUCUCAUCAAAACGACCCAGGACCACUGAGAAGAGCAGUGGGGAGCAGAUGUACCAGUGCCCCUACUGCAAGUUCAGCAACACAGAUCUGAACCGGCUCAGAAUGCACGUGAUGACGCAGCACUCAGUGCAGCCCAUGUUUCGCUGCCCGUUGUGCCAGGACAUGCUCAACAACAAGGUCCACCUGCAGUUCCAUCUCACCCACCUCCACAGUGUGGCACCAGACUGCGUGGACAAGCUUAUUGCCACUGUGGCAGCAUCAGAAGUACUGCCAGCAAGCAUGUUCAUACCAGUACCUGGACCAGAGAAAGAUACUCAAACUACACCUCAGUUCAACUCAAACUCGGAAGACACUAAGAAACUAACAGAAGUGGCAGAUGCUGAGCCUGAAAAAGCAGUUUCUCUGACCUCUGACACUGCUGAAGCUCGCAAAUCUCCUCUUGAGGAACAACAGCCUGCAAGAGAUGAUUCCACUGGUUUCCUUUGCUGGAAAAAGGGCUGUAACAAAGUUUUUAAAUCAUCCAGUGCUCUUCAGAUGCACUUCAAUGAGGUCCACAACAAAAGGCCCCAACUGCCGGUCUCUGAUCGUCAUGUCUACAAGUAUCGCUGCAAUCAAUGUAGUCUGGCAUUCAAGACAAUAGAGAAACUUCAGCUGCAUUCCCAAUAUCAUGUGAUCAGAGCGGCCACAAUGUGUUGUUUAUGCCAGCGCAGCUUCAGAACCCUACAGGCACUUAAAAAGCAUCUGGAGACCAGUCACCUGGAGUUAAGUGAAGCAGACAUCCAGCAGCUCUAUGGAGGUUUACUGAUGAAUGGGGACCUAAUGAUUAUGGGCGAUCCCUCACUUGGAGAGGACCAGGGAGGUCUUCUGGAUGAUGAGAAAGAGGGAGAUGAAAGUGAUCCAGAGGAAAAGCAAAGUCCAACUGGCAGUGACUCUGGAUCUUUGCUAGAGGAUUCUGGAUCUGAACCCAAACGUGCCCUUCCUUUUAGAAAAGGCCCCAACUUUACUAUGGAGAAGUUUCUAGAUCCAUCUCGUCCCUUCAAGUGUACAGUCUGCAAAGAGUCAUUUACUCAAAAGAAUAUCCUGCUUGUACACUACAACUCAGUAUCUCACUUACACAAAGUCAAAAGGGCCCUACAAGAAUCCACCACAGGUCAGCCAGAGCCUACCAGCAGCCCUGAUAACAAACCCUUCAAGUGCAGCACUUGCAAUGUAGCAUAUAGCCAGAGCUCUACACUGGAGAUUCACAUGCGCUCUGUUCUUCAUCAAACCAAGGCCAGGGCAGCAAAGCUUGAAGCAGCUGGUGGCAGUUCUACUGCUGUUAGCAGUAGUGGCCCAAGCGGAAGCACUUCCAAUAGCACUUCAACCCCGAGCCCUAUUCCAGCCACUAACUCAACUACCAGCUCUAGUAACAGCAGCAGCUCUCCUGCAGGAGCACAGACAGCACAGAGCAUAAUGGGAGGUAAUCAUCUGUCAAGCCAUUCUCACAGUAUUGAGAAUUUGGGUAAUUCAGCUAGUCACACUUCCUCCUCUGAGAAUCAUGAAGUGAAAAAGAAGAAAUUCUCUGACAUGCUGUCCUCGAGAAGUCAUCAGCAACAGCUUCAACAACAGCAGCAGCAGUUGGCCCAGGCUCAAGCACAGGCACAGGCUCAGCUCCAGCAGGAGCUCCAGCAGGCCGCACUCCUUCAGUCCCAGCUUUUUAACCCUCUUCUCCAGCACUUCCCAAUGACAACAGAUGCUCUUCUCCCUCUUCAGCAACAGCAGCUGCUUUUUCCCUUUUACAUUCCUGGGGCAGAAUUUCAACUUAAUCCAGAAAUGAAUCUAAAUAGCUCUACAUUGAACUUGAGUGGAUCUACUGCAUCACUGUUAGAAGAACAGAAAAAUUCUGUCCAGCAGGCACAGCAAAGUUGCUUACAACAACAACUUAUGCACCACCACCUUCAGCAACAGCACCAAGCUCAUUCCCACUCACAAGGUUCAAGCCAAAUGGCUUUACUUCAACAGAGUGCCCUCUCUCACCCUGUAGACAAAAAGACAAAGCCAUCUCCCCACACUGAGAAAGAAAGAGAUCUGCCAAAGGACAAAGAAAUUAGUGAUAAAACAGAGGAUCAUGUUCCAAAAGAUUUGUCAGACAAGUCCAAAGAAAAGAUAGAUGCUACUCAAGCUUUAGUUAAUGCAAAUCAUGACUCUGGAUUUCCUCCUCCAAGAAUUGCCUCAGAUGCCAGAGGAAAUGCCACCAAAGCUCUACUGGAGAAUUUUGGAUUUGAGUUAGUAAUUCAGUACAAUGAGAAUAAGCAAAAAGCACAAAGAAAGUCAACAGGGUCUCUGCCAGGAUGCACUGGGACAGCUGGUUUCACCAGAGUGGUUGACCCCAUUGAAGGACUAGAGAAACUGGAGUGUGAGUCUUGUGGUAAGCUCUUUUCCAACAUAUUGAUUCUCAAGAGUCACCAGGAGCAUAUCCACCAGGCUUUCUUUCCAUUCAGAUUCCUAGAGAGAUUUGCCAAAGAGUACAGAGAACAAUAUGAUAAGCUGUACCCACUAAGGCCCCAGACACCUGAAGCUGCACCAGCUCCUCCUCCCCCUCCUCCCCCACCUCCACCUCCACCACCCCAGAGGGCACCAACACCAAAUAUACCUGUUUCUGCUCCCACGCUAACGCCACCAACUGCUCCAACCCCUCAGCCUCCAGUACCACUUGCCCAAAUUCCAAUGGCAAUGGAUCUCCCUCUCUUCUCUCCACUAAUGAUGCAGCCCAUGUCACUACAAUCAUUGCCUUCUCAAAUUCCUGCCCAGCUGCCAGCUGUGGAGCCCAGUUUGGCCACUGAUCUUGCCCAACUCUAUCAACAGCAGCUUACCCCUGCCAUGUUGCAGCAACAGAAUAAGAGACCUCGCACCCGAAUCACAGACGACCAGCUAAGGGUACUCCGACAGUAUUUCGAUAUCAACAACUCUCCCAAUGAAGAGCAAAUUAAAGAAAUGGCGGAUAAAUCGGGACUCCCCCAGAAAGUCAUUAAGCACUGGUUCCGAAACACACUGUUCAAGGAGCGGCAGCGCAACAAAGACUCACCUUACAACUUUAACAACCCUCCAAUUACAACUCUUGAAGAAACAAAAAUUGAUUCAAAACCACCCUCCCCUGAACCUUUAAAACAGGAGUCAUAUGGGAAUAAGCGGUCUUCAAGAACACGGUUCACAGAUUACCAACUGAGGGUCCUGCAAGAUUUCUUCGACGCUAAUGCUUAUCCUAAAGAUGACGAAUUUGAGCAGUUAUCUAAUCUCCUGAACCUUCCAACACGAGUAAUUGUUGUGUGGUUUCAAAAUGCCAGACAAAAAGCCCGUAAAAAUUAUGAGAACCAGGGAGAUGGAGUAAAAGAAGGUGACCGACGUGAGUUAUCCAAUGACAGAUACAUUCGCACUACCAACUUAAACUAUCAGUGCAAGAAGUGCAGCCUGGUAUUCCAGCGCAUUUUUGACCUUAUUAAACAUCAAAAGAAGCUCUGUUACAAAGACGAAGAGGAUGACGGGCAGUAUGACAGCCUAAAUGAGGACUCUCUAGAUCUCUCCCAUGAAUACUAUACUCCAUCUGGGUCAUCGGGUCAAACACCAAUGCCCUCAUCCUCAAGCCUCUGCCCUCUUCCUCCAUCCUCUGCAUUCUCUCACAUUGCAUCAUCUGAAAAAGAGGAGCCUACACCAGCUAACACAUCAAACUCCUUUGAUGAAAAAUCAAGACACUCUGCAGAAACAACAUUGGGUCAAAGAGAGCAGACAUCUUUGAAACAGGAAACCAGUCAUCCAUCUGAGACCCCACAGCAGAGACCGCAAAGAGAGGAAAAGAUGCAUGCAGUCCCAAAGAAUUCAAAGCUUUCUUCACCUUCCCUCUCCCAGCAGCAGCAGCACAGUGGUCCCUCCGUUUCACAUACCAGUCAGACCUCCCAAAGUUCCCACAUGGCCCUUAAUCCUCAUUUAGCCUCUGCCUCACAGCAGCAGUUGGCCCAGCAAAUGAUCCCAUACCAGUGUGAGCAGUGCAAACUUGCCUUCCCGUCAUUUGAACACUGGCAGGAACACCAGCAGCUUCAUUUCCUGAGUGUCCAGAAUCAGUUCAUUCAUCCUCAGUUUUUGGAUCGCCCAAUGGACAUGUCAUUCAUGCUGUUUGAUCCAAGUAAUCCUCUGCUUGCUAGCCAGCUCCUUGCAGGAGCAAUACCCCAAAUGUCCAGCAACUCCGCCACCUCCCCAUCAACACCUACAUCAACUAUGAACUCGUUGAAAAGAAAGUUGGAGGAGAAGGCAGGAACUAGUCCAGGGGAAAGUGACAGCAUGAAUAGUGGAGAGGAGCCACAACGAGACAAGCGCCUCCGAACCACUAUAACACCAGAGCAACUAGAGAUUUUGUACCAGAAAUAUUUGCUUGACUCUAAUCCGACUCGUAAAAUGCUUGACCAUAUUGCUCACGAGGUGGGCCUUAAAAAACGUGUGGUACAGGUAUGGUUCCAAAACACACGAGCCAGGGAAAGAAAAGGGCAGUUUCGGGCUGUUGGGCCAGCUCAAGCCCAUCGCCGCUGCCCAUUUUGUCGAGCCCUGUUCAAAGCUAAAACUGCCCUUGAGGCCCACAUUCGUUCACGCCACUGGCAUGAGGCUAAACGUGCUGGUUACAACCUAGCUCUUUCUGGUUUGCUACCUGAACAGGAGGCUAUGCAGUUGAAAAUGGAUCCUCUGGAUAUCUCCAGCUAUGCUCAUCUUGCCCAGUCUAACAAUGAUGCGCAGUGUUCAUCGCUGUCACCUUUAAGCAAAGUCAUGGACUUGUCCCCCAGGGCUCUCCUGAGCCCCACAUCUAUCAAGGUUGAAGGAGUGGAGGAGUUUGAAAGUCCAACCAUUUCCUCAGUAAACACAAACUUUGAUCACAAUAAACUUGAUAAUGAUGAUUGUUCCUCUGUGAAUACAGCAAUUACUGAUACUACCACAGGUGACGAGGCAAAUGUUGACAAUGACAGCGCUGAUGCAAAACACAGCCAAAUCAGUGGAGAUUUCCUCUCUAAGUCUGGGGGCACAGCCCCCUCCAUUGAAAACGAUGAACAGAUGUCCUCAGGACUGGUGAGCCCUGCAACAAGUUACUACACAAAAGACUUUGAAAAUGAAAACAUGAUAGACUACAGUGAAACAUCAAGUCUGGCUGACCCCUGUUCACCAAGCCCAGGGGCCUCUGGAAGCAGAAGCAUUGAUAGUGGAGACAGGCCUGGUCAAAAGCGCUUCCGAACACAGAUGACUAAUCUUCAGCUUAAGGUGCUCAAGUCCUGCUUCAGUGAUUACAGGACUCCAACCAUGCUGGAGUGUGAGGUACUUGGCAAUGACAUUGGACUUCCAAAGAGAGUUGUUCAGGUCUGGUUCCAAAAUGCUCGUGCUAAGGAAAAGAAGGCUAAGCUCAGCAUGGCUAAGCACUUUGGUAUCAACCAGACUUCUUAUGAGGGACCUAAGACAGAAUGCUCUUUGUGCGGUGUUAAAUACAGUGCUCGCCUCUCAGUGCGAGACCACAUCUUUUCCCAACAACACAUCUCCAAAGUAAAAGAUACCAUUGGGAGCCAGCUUGACAAAGAGAAAGAGUACUUUGAUCCAGCGACAGUUCGUCAGCUGAUGGCACAACAAGAGAUGGAUCGUAUCAAGAAAGCAAAUGAGGUCCUGGGACUAGCACAACAACAAGCCAUGCAGCAACAAGGGAUGUUUGACACACCUGCCUUGCAAGCCUUGAACCUUCAGUCAGGUUACCCAAAUCUACAGGGGAUCCCCCCUGUUCUCCUGCCAGGUGUUGGUGGUCCAUCCAUACCAGGCUUUAAUUCAUCAAAUUCAGCUUUAACCCCUCCGAAGCCUCCAAACCUCCUGAACAUGCCUGGUGCCAGUGUACCCUCACCUAGUCUCCCCACAUCUGGUUUACCCAACAAGACUCCUUCCUCCUCUUCAUUGGCAUCGCCCAGCCCAGCUCAGGCCAGCACAUCUGUUGCCCACUCCAGCCCCACCCCUACAUCUACAACAAACUCUUUGAUGACACAGCCAGGCCCUCGCCCUGAAGCUCCCAAAGAUCGUGAUCCUGAGAGGGCAAGGGAGAAAGAUAAACCCAAGGACAAGUCUGAGAAAUCCUCUACACCAUCCUCAGCAGGAACUCCUGCUGCCUCCACUUCUGCUGCCAGUGCCAAGAAAGAAAAAACAGACACUGCUGUUCCGGCCACCUCAAUGCCAACACCUGGCAUGGAAUAUGUGGUCGAUACUGCCCAACUCCAAGCUCUACAAGCAGCUUUAGCUUCAGAUCCAACAGCUCUGCUAACAAGUCAGUUCCUGCCCUACUUUAUGCCCGGCUUCUCUCCAUACUAUGCCCCUCAGAUCCCAGGUGCUCUUCAAGGUGGAUAUCUUCAACCCAUGUAUGGCAUGGAAAGUCUUUUUCCUUACAACCCAGCUUUAUCGCAGGCCCUGAUGGGACUGUCACCUGGAUCUUUGCUUCAGCAUUACCAGCAAUAUCAGCAGAGCCUGCAGGAGGCACUUCAGCAGCAACAGCGGCAGCUUCAGCAGAUCCAGCAGCCCAAAGCAAGCCAAACUUCACAAAACUCGGUGGACCGCAAGGACUCUGCCAAAGAUUCAGUGAAAACAGAGGAGCAAAAAAGCACCCCCUCAGCUGAAACCUCUUCCACUCACAACAACCUAGCCGCUGAGCAGCACGAAGUGGAUGGUAAAGGUGCAGACCCCCAUCUUGACCAAUAUAUUGUCCCCAAAGUUCAGUAUCGGCUGGCGUGCCGCAAGUGUCAAGCUGUCUUCAGCAAGGAGGAAGCGGCUAUCAGCCACCUUAAGUCAAUUUGUUUUUUUGGUCAGUCUGUGGCAAACCUGCAAGAGAUGUUGCUUCGGGUCCCCAACAGUGGGAAUGCAGCCGAAGGCGGCCUCUACGACUGCCUUGCCUGUGACACCACGCUAGAAGGGGACAAAGCGCUCAGUCAACACCUGGAUUCAGCCUUGCACAAACACAGAACAAUCAAAAGAUCCAGAAAUGCCAAAGAGCACGCUACUAAUUUAUUACCUCACUCUUCAGCCUGCUUCCCCAGUCCUAACACCGCAUCUACCUCGCAGUCUGCCACUCACUCAAACAACACCACAUCCCCUCCGCCAACAACGUCAGCAACCACGCCGUCCUCAUCUGCAUCAUCAUGCACCUCCACCUCCUUCACAGCCAGCCCACUCAACACAACAGCUACAGGCAAAUCAUGGUCCCAGGCCCCUUUCUCCAGAGCUUUAGCUGGGAAGUCCAAUCCCCCUUCGUCUGCAUUGUCUUCUUUUCCUCCAGUUUCCUCUCCUUCAACGGUUACCUCAAGUUCAUUGAGCACCUCAGGGGUCCAGACCUCGAUACCAACAGACGUCUUUACCGACGAGUCUGACUCUGACAGCAGUCAGAAGUCAGCAGACAGGCUGGGCAGGCCAGCAGAGGAGCCACAACAGCCUGGCUGUCUCAAAGACAGCAGUAGUUGUAGUAGUAAUCUCACUAGUGUAGGAUCGGACUCCAUCAGAUUGUAAAAGCUUUCAAUGAUGAACAAUAUUUAAAAGAAAAAAGGAAAAAAAGGAAAAAAAAGACAAAAGAAAACACAAAAGAAAAAACAAAAAAGCAGCAAUGUUUAAAAUAUGUUUAAAGUAUACAAACCAAUUUCAGAAAAAGAUGUGUAAAGACUAACUGCAAUUCCAAAGCUUGUAACCAAAAAUUUAAAUGUUAGUGGAUUGUUUUCCCAUAUCAACAUGCUGGUUUUAGUUCGUUACAACCCUCACAGCAGUCGGUUAUUGCUAGUGGAAUGCUCUAUUGCAUUGGACUGCCUCAAAGCAAAAUUAUUAAAAUGGCCCCACAACAAAGAACGAGUCAACAAGCUGUCCCUUGUUUGCAUAAGUAUUUCCGCUUAACAGCACAGUCACAUAAAGCCAGUAUGUACUGUAUGGGAGAAUAGUCUUACAGUUUCCUUGCUAUCUAAGCAUUCAGAUACCAAUGGCUUGCUAAAGAAAAGAAAAAUAAUGUAAUGUCUAUUUUAUUCUCAGGUCAACAGCUCACAACCUUUUCUUGUGUUAAAAAAGGUCAUUAUUUUGUUCAUUUUGUUCCAAACAAAUGAUAGAGGUUUUUGUUUUUGUAUGAAUUUUAUUGGCAGAAGUGAUACUCACUCAACUAAAGUUUCUGGGCAUUCAAUGAGUAGCCGAAUUGCUGGUUUUAAACCUUCUUAAUUAUUGUAUUUUAUUUUAUUUUUUAACGGGAGAGUUGCUUAUCCCAUUUUACCCAGACACAAAGAGCAUUGCAGACUUGGUGGGGGAAAAAGUUUUUUCGUUUUUUUAAGAAAAAAACUUUCUGUAUUUAUGAUAGAUAUAUACAUUUUUGGUGUUCAGUAGAUUGUUGCAUUGGAAAUGAAUUUAAACAGUAUGGUAGAUUGAAAAAUCUUUGUGUACAUUUAGCUUUUGUAUCGUCCAACUUUAAGGCGCUUCAUUUGAUGUUGUCUUGGUCAUUCCAAUAGACUAGAUUAAGGAGCAGGAAACGAUCUCUACUCUAUUUCUGUCCAAUUCUCAGCUUCUUGUUUUCGUUCUCCCAGCUGAAUCUCUUUCUCACCUUUGGUUCGACCAAAACCGAAGAGAAAUCUGGGCUGUGUUUGAACACUGUUCAGUUCUAUUUGUGUUACCUUAGUGCACUUACCACUGUCUGACUUGCUCUCUUUCUGUCUUUAUCCGUUUCUUUCUGUACCCCCUGCCUUUGUAGAUUCGGAGACGACUGCCUCUCCUUUAGCACUACAAAGCAGAUACUUGUUUCCAUGUAACGUGGCUGCAGUCUGCUAUAGGCUUUACGUUCAUUUCAACCUACGUUUUUUUUUUUUUUUCGUUGUUGUUGUUGUCAUAUAUGAAAAUGAAAAAGAAUAAUAAUAAUAAUAAUUCUCACGCUUUAAAACGAAAAGAAAAUCCAAAGACUUAACACUUUCACCAUUGGUGCAUAAAGAUGAGUAAAGAGGCUUCUUUAUACUUGAGAAUUUGUUGCUGUUUUUAAGUAAAGAAAACAAAGUUUUAAAAUAAAAGAAGUACGCAUCAGAGUUGCCGUUUUUGCUUCUUUGCAAGCAGACAGGUGGCUUUUUUACGUCAAAUACUAAGAAAACCAAAAAUCAAAAAGGGCCCUUGUCCUUGCAUUGUGGAGUAGCACCGUUACAGAGCCAUUGCAGUUUGUAAGAUAGAGGUUUUGUUGAAGUUUUUCUGUCACACACAUGAAAUCCAUUUUGUUUUUCUGUUUGUUUUCUUUUUGUAAAAAAAAAAAAGUAUAUAUAUAAGGUCUGGUCUUUGAGGACAUAUGUUUUGCUGCUAAUGUAGAUUUGGAAAGGAAGAAUACCUAGAUGCAUGCUCCUUUUGCUUUUUGGCUAAGCUUUAAGAAAAAGAAAAGAAACAAACAAUAAACCAUUUCCCUGCCCCGCACCAUCUUUUUCUUUCCCUUCUUGUCGCAAAAAACGGAACUUUGAAGACUGUGAAUAUAUGUUCCAAAGGACAUUUUAGCUUCUUUCUUUCAUUUUUGAACAGACCAAUGUUAAAAGCCAAUGAUCUCUAAUGUUUGUAAAAAAUAACAGUGCAUUCCAAAUAAGUUUUAAUUUCGUCUUUUUAUUCGAAGCGAGUACAGUUCUAUUCUAUCCCAUUUCUAAGGUGACUGUAAGCUGUUGUGUAACUCUGCCAUCAUGCCAUCGCUCUGAUUACGAUGUGCCGAGAGCGAGCAGAAUCCCCGCAGCCAUUAAAUGACUUUUACUCACUUGAACUAGAUCACCAAGUCAUAGUGGUUACCAAAAAUGUACAUACCGCGACCUGUCUGGUACUUACACGUCUCGCCGAUCCAGUGUCAUCAUGCUUUUUCAUUUAGAACUAGUCUCGGAACGAAAGGCUGUUUCCCCUCCUGGAAAAUCAAGUAGGGAAUUCAUUUUCUGCAGGGUGUGAAGCCAUUUUCAUGCAUGAAAUGUCUGCUGCAGGUCUGUAAGGGGCAUUUUCAUUCCAAAGCAUUAAAGGACUGGGGAUUUGUUUUACUGUAGGUGUCCCUUGUAGGUAGAAUUCUGUCCAAAGAGGUCCCUCACUCCAAGUCGUUGCAAUGGAAAUGGUUGCUUUUUGUUUUCUUUCCCAAAUCAAGUCAUUUGUGUGGGGCGCAAAUGCAUUUUUGGCUUUAACGGCACGUUAGGUCUUGCAGAGCAACUUGAUCGGGUGUUAUUUGGUGUGCAUGCUAUUGAAAUUGGGUUCAUUCGAUCUGCAAGACGAUCCACUCCUCUCAAUCCAUCUAUAAUAUUGUUGAUAAUUAUUUUUGAGAAGUCUGAUAUUGUAUAGUUUAUUUUUUUGAAUGCUUUGCAUCGUUUUGGUCUCAGAUAAUAUCUUUAUGGUUAUUUUCGUAUAACUGUAUAUUUUAUUUUCUCUCAUUUUUUUGUUGUUGUCCGUUCAUAAAUUAAUGUUACCAAGCCAGCUUUAAAUUGAAAUCGCAUCUAUUUGUUUUCUAUCAUUCUCUGGCCACUUUGUUGUUACAAUGUUCCUAUAUUUGUUCGUCUUGACACCGUCGUAUCUCUUGCUUCCAAAGUGUUCUCGUUUUUUAUAGGCUCUUGUGUGAGGAAGCGAGUUCCUCGCAUCUGUUUUAGCCAGCAUGGACUUUGUAUGAGCGCGCGCGUGCGUGUGUGUGUGAGUGUUUCAUAAGAGCCAGCAUCAGUCUGAGUUUUUAUACUUUGUAUUCUAUUUUCUACUUUCAUUUCGCACCAAAAUAUACUGAACUGCAACGCUGAACCUUCAGCAAAGGGUUGGGAAAAACAAUAAUUGCGUAAGGUGGUGAAAGAAGAAACAGAAGCACUGAGCAGUUAUUAUUUUCAUUAAUUAUAUGAAUGUGGCCAAAGCUUCAUCCAGUCGAAAACAUGAAAAGACAAAAAAAACGACUUUAUUUGGUGCCCCUGAUGAGUGUAUAUUUAUUGUGGUUAAUCUAACACGUGGCUGAGAUACAUCAAAACUCUCAUUUGGGAUACUUGAUUUUUCUUUUUCUUUUUUGUGCAAAGAGAGAACGAGAACGACAGGUUUUGCUGUAGAGGUCAUCCUUUUUGCCCACUGUGAAAAUAAACAUGUAUACAGAUAUAGAUAUAUUUAAAGAAGACAUCAACACUUUUCUUUGAAAUGACAAAGAAGGAAAUAAAGAGAAGCGAACUCUGGGAAACUUGAGAGAUGUCUUUGAGAUGUCUGAGAAGGCUGUUGGCACACCAAAACUGGGCAUGGGAGCCAAAGGUAGGGCCGAACGGCCCUGAUAUCAAGUCAUUAUUUAACUAACACAAUAUGCCGAUGGGAGUGGACUCUGCGACCAGUGGACAUAUGUGACACAGAGAGGAAGCGAUCUCCUUUUUCCUCUCUCUGGAUCUGCAUCUACUCAGACAUUUUCUGCACUUCUGAACGGGACGGACUCAAAACACUCGCAUAACGUUUGUCUCCCAGUUCACGGUGUUGCUACCUGUUUCAUUUCCUCCUGCCCGUUUCAGUGACUGACACGUGGUUCCACUCUGGUUCCAUCCAACCAUAAAGAAUGACUCUAGUGCUCAAGGGGAGGGGAUUUUUUUUGUUCCUGGGUGUCAUUCCUAGGGAUGCAGACAAACACAAAAAAGCGAAGCAACCAAAAUUAAUAACCAAACUAACAAGCAACCAAACAGAAAAAAAAACCAUGAAAAAAAAAGAACAUUUGCUCCAGUUUCAACGAUGAACUGCUGCUGGAGCUUCCUGUUCCUUUAGUGGCUCCUGGUGCCACAGCAUUUUUGACGCUUUUUGUGUUUCCUUUACUUUUUUUUCCCUCUUUCGUUCUCCUCAAAUUAUUCCUCCUCCGAGCCUCACAAGCACGGCUCUGUGGCUCCAGGUAGCCCAUCCGAGGGUAGAACUUACAGCCUUGCAAUGUACAAAAAGAGCAAGUUAAACCAAAAAUGUUGUUCUUGAUGUCUUUUCUAUACUGUAGUCUUGUUAGCUUUUUGUUACUGUAAUUAUAUGAUGAAGAUUUCCAAACUGUACCAAAUUACAUGGAGACUAACAUACAUAAACCACAUGGAACUUCAGACUUUUAAAGAGAAACUUUUGUCACAAAAAACCUUGUUGUCCUAGUUAAGUUGAUUGUAGAUGGUAAUUGAAUAUACUCCUUUGAAAAUAUUUCAUCAAGUAUGUUUCUUGCUCAUUGUGAUACAUUAAAAAGUAUGAGCAUAAAAGCC
Danio aesculapii is the source of this 16694-nucleotide messenger RNA. It is a transcript of the gene zfhx3b, whose product is annotated as zinc finger homeobox 3b. The transcript has 10 exons. Gene Ontology annotation, biological process: brain development; regulation of neuron differentiation; regulation of transcription by RNA polymerase II. Bases 502 to 12012 code for a protein of 3836 amino acids. The record is from RefSeq and is a predicted model, not a curated record. Gene Ontology annotation, cellular component: nucleus. Gene Ontology annotation, molecular function: DNA-binding transcription factor activity, RNA polymerase II-specific; RNA polymerase II cis-regulatory region sequence-specific DNA binding; zinc ion binding. NCBI's taxonomy places the organism in Eukaryota, Metazoa, Chordata, Actinopteri, Cypriniformes, Danionidae.